This is a messenger RNA of Chelonoidis abingdonii (Abingdon island giant tortoise), 1623 nucleotides long. RefSeq names its product class I histocompatibility antigen, F10 alpha chain-like. Gene Ontology annotation, biological process: immune response. The record is from RefSeq and is a predicted model, not a curated record. Gene Ontology annotation, cellular component: external side of plasma membrane. Lineage: Eukaryota; Metazoa; Chordata; Testudines; Testudinidae.
AUGCGGCUCGGGCGCUGGCAGCGCGCAGCGAAGUUCCGGCCGGACCGGGUCCAUGGCCGAGUCCUGCCGCGCUGCGGGCGGCGAUGGGCUGGCGCUGCGCCUGCUGCGUGCUGCUGGGCGUGUAGCCCUGCGGGGGGCCACUGCCGCCUGCACUCCAGGCGCGUAUUGGACACGGUGGUGUCGGAGCCCGGCCCGGGGCUGCCCUGGUACAGCCGUGUUGUGUACGUGGACGAUCAAGUCGUGUACGUCUACACCAGCGGGAUGCAGAGGGCGGAGCCACGCCCAGUGUGGAUGGCGCAGAACGAGGGUCCGGAGUUCUGGGACGAGAGGACCUGGUGGGCACAGCGCCACCAGAAAUGGUUCAAAGCGAGUUUGAACACCCUGGGUCAGCUCUACAACGAGAGCGAGGGGUUUCACAUUAUCCAGAUGAAAUACGGCUGUGAUCUCCGGGAAGACAACACCACUUGGGGGUUUUACCAGGAUUCCUAUGAUGGGCGAGACUUUCUUACCUUUGAUAUGGAGACCAUGACUUGGGUAGCAGCAGAUAUUGGGGCUCAGAUCACCAAAAGGAGAUGGGAUGCUGAAGUAUUUGACAACCAGCAGUGGAAAUACUACUUGGAGGAGAGAUGUAUCCCCUGGCUAAGAAGUUCUCUAGAGUACGGGAAGGAGACUCUACAGAGGAAAGUGCGCCCAACUGCUAGAGUGAGUGACAGGUCAUCUCAUGACGGCCUCACCACCCUUUCCUGUAAGGUCAGUGGGUUUUACCCCCAGGACAUCACCGUGACCUGGCUGAGAAAUGGGGAGAGCAGACAGCAGGUGACCUACUCUGAAGGCAUCCUACCCAGUGGGGAUGGGACCUACCAGACCUGGGUGACAAUGGAGAUUGAUCCCAUGAUCAAAGCCCAUUAUUCAUGUCAUGUGGAGCAUGAAAGCCUGUUAGAGCCACUCUCUGUCCCCUGGGAACCAAAUAACAGUCUGAUUCCCAUUGUGGCUGGAGUUAUCAUUGCAGUUGUCCUGGUUGGUGUUAUAAUCGGAGUAGUCGUCUGGAAAAAGAGACUCCCAGGGAGGAAGGGAGACGGCUGCGCUGUAGCCCAGGAUAAGUGACGACAAACCCAUCGCCUCUUUUCAAGUGGCCACCUCCGAACAGCCAUCAAUAUUUGGUAUAAAGUGGUAUAAAGACUGUGCUGAUGACUCCCAGAUCCACCUCUGCUCUCAGUCUGUCUCUGUCUGUCUGUCCAGAGGAAAGGAGCAGGGCAAAUGUAACACAUUCUUAGCCCCUUACUAAAACUCAGUGUGCGUUUUUGGUUGGGUAGCCCCCCCGUACCAGAAGGAAGGGGAAGGGUGGAUGGGAAACUGGGACUCUGAGACUAACAGUGCCCAGGGGCAUUGGGGAGAGGUCAAUGCUCCUGGUCAGCCUGAUUGACAGGACAGGUAGGCUAAUGAGGGAGUCAGGAGGCUGGGGGGUGAGGGGGGUGAGCUGGAGUCGUCUGAGUCAGACACUGGGUUUGAACUCAGGGGAGAGCAGGAGCCCGAGCAGACCUGAGCCAGAGAUAACUAGAGAAGCAGCCCAGGGAGCAGACCUGUGCUGGGAACAGAGCUGCAGCAACCAGAGCCAGAGGGGCC